ACACGACGUCCGCGAUACUGUCACAAUUGGCCAUGGCAGCUCUCCGGAUAAGUAGGGCACAAUUGGGUUUGCGGAUAGGCCGGUCGGUCGCGCCUCGCCAGACUGCGCGACACGCAUACGUGCUGUCGAGCCGUGUGCCUAUCUAUCGCUCUUACAAUUCCUCGACUUCACGACGUUUAGAGCUCUCAGCAUUCAGUUCGCAACUUGAGGAUCCUCGCGCUGCAUCGUUCCUUUCCACCUUGCAAUCCACUCCUUCGAAACCUCCUCAGACUCUUACCGAGAAAAUUGUACAGACCUACGCCGUCGGCCUUCCCGAUGGGAAAUUCGUGCAGAGUGGGGACUAUGUCACUCUACAGCCGUCGAAAUGCAUGACACAUGACAACUCAUGGCCAGUGGCGCUGAAGUUCAUGUCGAUUGGUGCAUCGAAGAUUCAGGACAACAAGCAGAUCGUCAUGACCUUGGACCAUGAUGUGCAGAACAAAAGCGAGGCGAACCUCAAGAAGUACAGACAGAUCGAAGAGUUCGCAAAGGCACAAGGCGUUGACUUCUAUCCCGCUGGAAGGGGUAUCGGCCAUCAGAUCAUGGUCGAGGAAGGGUAUGCCUGGCCAGGCACACUUGCUGUAGCGUCAGACAGCCACACGAACAUGUACGGAGGCGUAGGAUGUCUUGGAACGCCAGUCGUACGGACAGAUGCUGCCGCGAUCUGGGCCACGGGAAAAAUGUGGUGGCAGAUACCACCAAUUGCCAAGAUCAACUUCAAAGGAACACUGCCUACGGGUGUCACAGGAAAGGACGUCAUUGUAGCUCUAUGCGGCUUGUUUUCCAAGGACGAGGUUCUCAACCAUGCGAUUGAAUUCACUGGGUCCACAGAAACUUUGAGAAGUAUCCCCGUGGACGAUAGACUCACGAUCGCGAACAUGACCACAGAAUGGGGUGCCCUUUCAGGACUGUUCCCCAUCGAUAGCAUUCUCCAGGGAUGGCUGCGCGCGAAGGCCACUGAAGCCGCUCUCUACGAGACCUCGAAACCCACCGCACAACGAUUCAAUCACCAGAGGCUCGACGAGCUAUUCGAGAAUCCAGUGACAGCCGAUCCUGGCGCGACAUAUGCAAAGGAGCUUUUCCUCGACCUUUCCACCCUCUCACCCUACGUAUCCGGACCAAACAGCGUCAAAGUAGCAACCCCUAUUGCUGAGCUCGAACAACAGAACAUCAAAUGCGACCGCGCAUAUCUCGUCUCCUGCACAAACAGUCGUCGUACUGAUAUCGCUGCCGCUGCAAAAGUCUUCAAAGACGCCGCAGCCCGCGCCGACGGCACAAUCCCAAAGAUUCCUUCACAUGUCAACUUCUACAUCGCCGCCGCCUCUCUUCCAGAGCAGAAAGCUGCUGAAGAGCAAGGCGACUGGCAAGUCCUCAUCGAAGCCGGGGCUCAACCUCUACCGGCCGGUUGCGGACCUUGCAUCGGUCUCGGAACAGGCCUCCUGCAGCCCGGCGAAGUCGGUGUCAGCGCCAGCAACCGUAACUUCAAGGGCCGCAUGGGCAGCACAGACGCCAAAGCCUACCUGGCAAGCCCCGAAGUCGUCGCCGCCUCUGCGCUCAAAGGCGUCAUCACCGGCCCCGGCGUCUACACUCAACCCGAGGGCUACACGGGGGUUCAAAUGGGCGAAGGCGACGGCAUCGCCCCCGAAGAACGCAUGAUCAGCAUCGAAGACGCCCUCGACCAACUCGUGCGCGAGGCCGAAGCUGCCGUUGCACAAGGCGAGGAAACUCUCUCCCCAGCCUCCUCAUCCAGCACCUCACCCACUCCUGCGCCCGCCGCUACAGGCGCCGUCCUGGAAGGCUUCCCGGCCAAAGUCUCGGGCGAAAUCAUCUUCGCCAACCUGGACAACUGCAACACCGACGCCAUCUACCCGGGCAAAUACACAUACCAAGACGGCAUCACGCGCACCCAGAUGGCCGACGUCGUCAUGGAGAACUACGACCCCGCCUUCGCUGCCACCUGCAAGCCCGGCGACAUCCUCGUCAGCGGCUUCAACUUUGGCUGUGGCUCCUCGCGCGAGCAGGCCGCUACCGCCCUUCUCGCCGCCGGUAUCCCCCUCGUUGUUGCCGGCAGUUUCGGCAAUAUCUUUUCGCGCAAUAGUAUCAAUAACGCGCUCUUGGGCCUCGAGGUGCCGGAACUGGUGCGUAUGUUAAGGGACAAAUUUGCUGGGUCGAAAGAGUUGACGGUGCGGACGGGCUGGGUUUUGGAGUGGGAUGUUGGUCGAAGUGAGGUUAGUGUUGUCAAGGGCGAGGGCGGCGAGAGGUGGACGAAGAAGGUGGGCUCGAUGCCGCCCAAUGUGCAGGCGAUAGUUGCGAGAGGUGGUCUGGAAGGGUGGGUGAAGGGGGAGAUUGCGGCGAGUGAGUGACAAGAUGCGAUAUAGAAUGGCGGAGUCAGAAAUGUAGUAUACUGUUGAUACAUAUAUCCCCCAAAAGCCGUACAUAUAUCUAUUUUGAUCGGGUUCGCUUAAGCGCUCGGCAAAUGUAUGAACUAAAUGAGAAUUACU
Molecule: messenger RNA, 2540 nt
Organism: Pseudovirgaria hyperparasitica
Lineage: Eukaryota; Fungi; Ascomycota; Dothideomycetes; Acrospermales; Acrospermaceae
Product: homoaconitase mitochondrial precursor
Exons: 2
Coding region: 33-2402 (789 amino acids)
Biological process (GO): L-lysine biosynthetic process
Molecular function (GO): homoaconitate hydratase activity; 4 iron, 4 sulfur cluster binding
Source: RefSeq, a predicted model, not a curated record